UAAAUACCAUACUUCUCAUGAAAACCAUUAGCACCCAAAAGACAAUAAAAUCUCGACAAAAAAAGGAUGAUGAACUCAUCCUUUUUGCGAGUAAUAUUACUCUUAGGUGCCAUUAACCUCUUCAUUUCAAUAUCAACAACCAAAGCUGCAACACUCGGUCAAGUAUUCGAAAUCUGUAGGAGUUUAUGUCUGGGAUGUGACCACGACUCGUUACAGUUCUUGUUCCGACACAACUUGGUCCGUGCCGCGAGAUUCGAACCUCCUUUGAUAUGGGAUCAAACACUCCAGAACUACGCUCAAAAUUGGGCUAAUCAAAGAAAGUCAGAUUGUGCUUUGCAACACUCUUUCCAAGACGGAGAGUUUACUCUCGGCGAGAAUAUUUUCUGGGGAUACGGCGCCAACUGGUCACCGGCCGACGCUGUGGUCGCGUGGGCUAGCGAGAAGAGGUUUUAUCAUUAUGGCUCCAACUCGUGCGACUCUGGACAGAUGUGUGGGCAUUACACACAGCUCGUGUGGAAGGACACGAGGAAGAUCGGGUGCGCACGUGUGGUGUGCGACAAUGGUGGGAUCUUCAUGACUUGUAACUAUGAUCCUCCCGGUAACUACAUCGGUCAGAAACCCUAUUGAUCGAUCAUUCAUCUUAUUUUUAGAAGUUUUUAUGACUUUUUAAAGGAAGUUAGGUGGAUGUAUUGUGUAUUUUACUAGAAAUAGAUGUGUGUUGUGGAGUUUGUGAUAUUGAAUACGUUUGUGUCUCUAUACGUGAUUUUGUUCACGUCAAGGUUGUAAUUGCAUUUACGGUUACUUAUAUAUCCGUUAGAAUGCCCAAUAUACAA
This is a messenger RNA of Brassica oleracea var. oleracea, 833 nucleotides long. Its product is annotated as pathogenesis-related protein PR-1-like. Bases 67 to 627 code for a protein of 186 amino acids. Gene Ontology annotation, cellular component: extracellular region. The record is from RefSeq and is a predicted model, not a curated record. The transcript has a single exon. Lineage: Eukaryota; Viridiplantae; Streptophyta; Magnoliopsida; Brassicales; Brassicaceae.